UUGCUUAUCAACACCGACCUCCUUGACUUUCACAUACCGUCGACCAUGGCCCCUCGGCCUCGUUUAACACUGCUCGAUUAUGGCCAUCGAGCGAUCGUCACUACUUGUGCAGCGGCCUCCGUCUAUGGACUGUGGGCUAUCUGGCAGAUCCACAAUGCAAACAUCGCAGCCGGGGCAGAAUACAUGCGGGUUCUGAAGAUUGAACAAGAGAAAGCACGAGCGGAAGGCCGGGUGCCCCCGGAACGCCUGGACAAGCCCGCGUCGUUCUACACCAACAACGAAUCUCUGUCCUCGCAAUGAGAGGCCCCUGUGACCCGGCCAUUCCCUGUCGUCAUCUUUGCCCCUCCCCCCCCUGUCUCUCUUGACUAUCGCCAUCAGCUCGAACUCAUGUAACAAUCCAAUUGCCACCAAAUAUUUGAAAUCUCAAGCAUCUCACACAUCAACGGUUCUUGGGGUCUAUCUACUCUGCAAACAAAAAAAUGAACGUGACUCAUAUUUUGCAAGGCCUGCAUCAAUCCACACAUUUGGAUCACUACCAUCUGUACAGAAAAAAUAACCUAAUGAAA
Molecule: messenger RNA, 566 nt
Organism: Puccinia graminis f. sp. tritici CRL 75-36-700-3
Lineage: Eukaryota; Fungi; Basidiomycota; Pucciniomycetes; Pucciniales; Pucciniaceae
Exons: 4
Coding region: 46-300 (84 amino acids)
Source: RefSeq, a predicted model, not a curated record